AUGAAGCGCUUUCUAGCCGGCACCAGUCGGGGACAUGUGCUGUUGUUUUCUGUCCCAUGUCGCAGUCAUGCUUCAUCAAGCUCGCACGUCCCAGUCUUUCCUACUCGAUUGUGGCAUCCACAUACAAAACCUGUGACACAUAUUUCGUCUGCCUAUAUUCAGUCCGAAUCCGCUCCUAACACACACGAGUCACUGGAACAUACUUUGCUGAUUCUCAGUGCCUCUGAGGAUUCCCAUGUCGCGAUGGUGAUUGCAGUCAGCCAUGCAUCUGGCUCGCUUUAUAUGGUUCGCUUUGCCUUGGUCGAAGCACCCGCUUACUCGUCGGUAAUCGGUAUGGACAUUGCCAGUCCCGGUGGUCGUCUGCUGUAUCGCAUCGAUGUAUUAGAGCAAACAUUACUCGCCACGAGUCCACAUGCCAUCACCAAAUGCUCGCUCAAUAGCACAGCAAAACACGUCCAAUCUCAUGUGGGUUCUGUGGGGUUGAAGUUGAUAAGUUCAACUCAGGUCAAUCCACCGGCCACAAGUACCCAUACCACGCAACCAUUGUCAGAUUUCCGUUUGGCUACUUGUGAAUUAGACGGAACUUUGGGCGUUUGGAGUUUACGACCUCCAAGACUUAUCCGAUCUUUUCGAUUGGGUUAUCUCCGCGUUGUCAAUCCUUGGACUGCAAAGUAUGAGCGGUCUGUUCAACUGCUUCCGCCAUCGACCACAUUGUUCCAGAAUUCAAGCAGUGUUUCAUCAACAUUACUGUGUGCUGUGCUUCGAAAGUGGUCCAGAGAACUUGUUCCGAUCGGAGUGGCUGGUCCGCGGCAUGGUUCUGUCGAACCACCAUGCUUCACUCCACCUGAGGGCUGCAUACCUGCGGCUUUGGAUAACUCUCAAUUCGAACUGACUUCUAUACACCGUUCGCCUCUGUCUAGCGGUUCUGUUAUGGUCAGUCUGGCUGAUAGUGGUCGCACUCUGGUGAUUGUGCCACUCACUACCCUGCAGCCCGAUUGA
Molecule: messenger RNA, 999 nt
Organism: Echinostoma caproni
Lineage: Eukaryota; Metazoa; Platyhelminthes; Trematoda; Plagiorchiida; Echinostomatidae
Source: the annotation of a GenBank genome assembly